AUGUCCAAAGCUUUCGAUAAUGACGACGACGAGCUCUUCAAGGAGCUCGAGCGUGACGAAGACAUUGACUACUCCAAUAUCCGCGAAAAGCGGAUGGAGGAGCUCAAGCGAGAGGUCGAGAGGCUGCAGGAAAUGAAGAACAAUGCCCACGGAACCUACGAAAACAUUACCUCGGAGAAAGAGGUCCUUGAAACAUGCACCAAAACCAAACAUGUGAUUGUCCAUUUCUAUCACAAGGAGUUUCGCCGCUGCCAGAUCGUAGAUAAGCACCUCGAGAUUCUCUCGCGGAAGCAUUUCAAAACCAAAUUCGCCAAGGUUGACGUCGAAAGCGUCCCUUUUUUAGUGGAGAGGCUCAAGAUCCAAGUGCUUCCCUGUAUCAUAUCGUUUGUGGACGGCAUCUCUGUGGAUCGUCUGGUGGGCUUUGAAGAAUUGGGAAGCACAGACAAUUUUACCACUGCUGCGAUCGAAAAGCGAUUGAGCCAGUCCAAGGUCAUCACAAGCGAAGGACAAACAACUGAGGCAGCCGUGCGAAGUACAAUCUUUGGUUUUCAGGAAAAGAUCGAGGAGAACGACGACUGGGAAUAGAGCCACCGUUGCGAGUGAGCGUGGUA
Molecule: messenger RNA, 611 nt
Organism: Polychytrium aggregatum
Lineage: Eukaryota; Fungi; Chytridiomycota; Chytridiomycetes; Polychytriales
Product: thioredoxin-like protein
Exons: 6
Coding region: 1-585 (194 amino acids)
Cellular component (GO): cytoplasm
Source: RefSeq, a predicted model, not a curated record